AUGCUGAGUAAGACCAGAAAAGACAGGACAAGGAAUGAAGAAAUAAGGGAUAGAACAGGAAUGAAAAAUAUGAAGAAGAUAGAACAAAUUAGUAUGAGAUGGUUUGGACAUACCAAGGGAAUAGAAGACAAUAGAAUACCAAAGUUGGUAUUGGAGAAGGACAUGGAGGAGAGAAAACCUAGGAGAAGACCCUGUAAUAGAUGGAUGGACAAGAUAGCUGAAGACCUAAGAAAAAGGACAAUGGUGUUUGUAGAGGAGUGGUGGAAAGAUAGAAAGAGAUGGAGGCCAUUGGUCCAUUGCCCAUCCCAGGCUUCCUGGAUUAAGAACGAAGAAGAAGAAGUCGUGUGUUUCUCAGUAGGCAAGUCUGUGACUCAGAUAAUAUAUCCAAUAUAA
Molecule: messenger RNA, 393 nt
Organism: Centruroides sculpturatus (bark scorpion)
Lineage: Eukaryota; Metazoa; Arthropoda; Arachnida; Scorpiones; Buthidae
Exons: 1
Coding region: 1-393 (130 amino acids)
Source: RefSeq, a predicted model, not a curated record